Messenger RNA from Hirundo rustica (Barn swallow), 3278 nucleotides. It is a transcript of the gene PDXDC1, whose product is annotated as pyridoxal dependent decarboxylase domain containing 1. The record is from RefSeq and is a predicted model, not a curated record. Gene Ontology annotation, molecular function: carbon-carbon lyase activity; pyridoxal phosphate binding. Gene Ontology annotation, cellular component: intracellular membrane-bounded organelle. Bases 55 to 2424 code for a protein of 789 amino acids. Lineage: Eukaryota; Metazoa; Chordata; Aves; Passeriformes; Hirundinidae. Gene Ontology annotation, biological process: carboxylic acid metabolic process. The transcript is spliced from 23 exons.
CCGUCAGCGCUGCCAGCGUGGAGCGGCCGGGGCGGCACCGCCGGGCCCGCGGCCAUGGACGGCUCGCUGGAGAAGAUGGUGGACCCUACUCUAGCAGAAAUGGGGAAGAAUCUGAACGAAGCAAUGAAGAUGCUGGAAGACAACCAGAGGAAAGUGGAGGAGGAAAAUGAAAAGAAAUAUGCACGGAAGGAUAUUCCUGGACCACUCCAAGGCAGUGGCCAGGAUAUGGUGAGCAUUCUGCAGUUAGUUCAGAACCUAAUGCACGGAGAGGAGGAGGAGGAAACUUCACAGUCCUACAGACUUCAGAACCUUGGUGAACAGAGUCACAUGGCUCUACUGGGACAUAGUUUGGCUGCUUAUAUAUCUGUGCUGGACAGGGAAAGACUGAGAAAGCUUACAACGAGGAUCCUUUCUGACACUACUCUCUGGCUCUGCAGGCUUUUCAGGUAUGAAAAUGGAUCAGCCUAUUAUCAUGAAGAUGAUCGUGAAGGUCUCUUAAAAAUCUGUCGACUUGUAAUUCACACCCGCUAUGAGGAUUAUACACUCGAGGGGUUUAACGUGCUCUACACGAAGCAGCCUGUCAUAUACAUCAGUUCUGCAGCCAGAACAGGCCUGGGCCAAGCUCUCUGCAACCAGUUAGGGUUGCCCCUUUCCUGCGUGUGCCGUGUGCCUUGUAACACUAUGUUUGGAUCUCAGCACCAAAUGGAUGUUGCUUUGCUGGACAGACUGAUUAAAGAUGAUAUUGAAUUCGGAAAACUGCCUUUACUGCUUGUGGCCAAUGCUGGGACUCCAGGUGCGGGGCACACGGACAAGCUGGGCCGGCUGAAGGAGCUCUGUGAGCAGUACAAGAUGUGGCUCCAUGUGGAAGGCGUGAAUCUGGCAACUUUGGCUUUGGGUUAUGUCUCCUCUUCCGUACUGGCUGCUACCAAAUGCGACAGCAUGACUCUGACUCUGGGCUCCUGGCUGGGGCUCCCCGCAGUGCCUGCAGUGACGCUCUACAGACACGAGGAUCCGUCCCUGUCCUUGGCAGCGGGGCUGACGUCAAGCCAGCCCGUGGAGAAGCUCCGUGCCCUGCCCCUGUGGCUCUCCUUGCAGUACCUGGGCCACGAUGGCAUUGUGGACAGGAUAAAACAUGCCUCACAACUGAGUCAAAGGCUGCUGGAAAACUUGAAAAACCUGGAUUUCAUUAAGACUUCGGUUGAAGAUGAACUGAGUUCACCUGUGGUGGUUUUCAAGUUUUUCCAGGAAUAUUCAAACAGAGAUCAGACCUCACAUGCUGCACAGGCCUCAACUAUUCAGCACCCCAUAAUAAGCAAUGAAAGGCACAUUUAUGAUACCUUCAAUCAGUGGCUGGGAGAGCAGCUGGCACAGCUGGUUCCUGCCAGCGGCGUGGAUGUGGUGGAACUGGAGGAUGAGGGCACGUGCGUGCGCUUCAGCCCGCUCCUGACUUCUGCAGUUUUAGGAACUGAAAUACAAGACAUUGAUCACUUGGUAGACUGUUUAAAAAUGAAGAUACCGGUGUUGACAAGCACUCUGCAGCUGAGAGAGGAGUUUGAGCAAGAAGUGAGAAGAACAGUUGGCCUGUUGUAUAUUGAAGAUCUUGGCUGGCCAGGAUUAGGUGUUGUGAGGUACAACUAUCACAGUGAUGGGAAGAAUGAUGACAAACAAGAAAAAGAACUAGAAAAAAUCAAUACUGAACUUCUGAAAAAGUUAAAUGAGCUGGAGUCGGAUCUCACCUUCUCUUUGGGUCCAGAAUUCGGAGGGCAGAAGAACUGUGUUUACAUUGGCAUGGUCACCGAGGAUCUGGAUGUGUCAGAGUUGGUUGAAACUAUUGCAGCAACUGGCAGAGAAAUUGAAGAAAAUUCAAGACUGUUGGAAAACAUGACUGAAGUUGUUAGAAAAGGGAUACAGGAAGCACAGCUUCAGCUUCAGAAGGCGAAUGAAGAACGACUGCUGGAAGAGGGGCUGCUGCGACAGAUCCCAGUGGUGGGCUCUGUGCUGAACUGGUUUUCUCCCUUCCAAGCCUCGCCCAAGGGAAGGACGUUCAAUCUGACAGCAGGCUCUCUAGAAUCCACAGAAUCUAUGUAUGUAUCAAAGGCCCAAGGAACAAGCAGCACUCCACCGCCAACUCCCACUUCCAGCCUUGCAAAGCAAAGACUUCCUGGUCAGAAAGCUUUCAAAAGGUCUCUGAGAAGCUCUGAUGGGUUCAGUGAGACCAGUUCCAUCAGCCACUGUGAUGACCUGGACAAGCUGGAUCAGAGACCCCCAAAUCUCUCCCCUGGCCAAGAGCAAGGACCUUUGGAGAUGGAAAGAGCAGAGGAGCAGAAGGAGGUGGCGCAGGCAAAGACAGACACUGAGGACAUUGACAGUGACAAAUCGCCACCAGACUGCACCAAGGUAGAGGACCAAGCAAGUCUAAGAUAAAAUCCAGAGCGUGGAUUUCAGACUGUGCUGAGGAUGCCCCUGCCCAGGGAGGCAGGGUGGUAACGAUGCAUUGAAAAUGUGAACAGUGCCACACGCAGUACAGUAAUAACUACUGUAACUUAUUAACUGGGAUUUUGCACAAAUACACAUUCCCUCCCCGGGACAGAGAUCUGUCUUACUGUACACUUGUUACAGUUGCUUUAAUCAUCUCCAUGUCGGUGUCACCAAAGCUGUAGUGAAAUUUAUUAAGUGCUCAUGAACCUUUGUAGAAACACUUGGCAGUUCUCCUUCCUGCAGGAAUCCACGCAUGACAAGUUGCUAACCAACCACUCAGCCAUGCACACGAUGAAAAAUACAGUUGCACCCAAUAAUUAUAAAAUUAUCUUAUGUUACUAUACUUUAUAAGAAACAACUGCCAGCUGUUCAUCUUUUUAGUAUUUAAAAUUCAGUUUAGGCUCUCCUGCAAAACAUCUCCUGCAGCCACCCUAGUUCUGCAUUGCUUCUUUUCUCUUUCCUUGCCCACACCCUGCCCAAGGGCCGUGGGGUGCUGGGCACUGUGGAGGGACGGGUGCCCUGUGGAUGGGAGUCACUGAGGAGCCAUCAGCCCUUUGUUCCUGCUCUUGUACCACUUCAGGGGGCCUGAGUUCAGUGAAUUUUCAGCCUUCUGGAAAGCAAUAGUGCAGCUGCAUGCCUGGCCAGCUUCCUGCCCCUGCCCUGGGAAGGAGCACAAGGCACCGUUACUUUCCUUUGCACGGCAUUUACACACCAAAUACUGACCAUGUUCAUGCAGUGUAACUGGAGUUCUUUCUGUUGUGUAUUUUUAAAGAUAGCUGUAGUAAAGCUUGAAAAACCAA